Dicentrarchus labrax (European seabass) is the source of this 2260-nucleotide messenger RNA. RefSeq names its product leucine rich repeat protein 1 (gene lrr1). The transcript has 5 exons. The record is from RefSeq and is a predicted model, not a curated record. Lineage: Eukaryota; Metazoa; Chordata; Actinopteri; Moronidae. Gene Ontology annotation, molecular function: protein binding. The coding region runs from base 377 to 1642 and encodes 421 amino acids.
CGCGGGUUCUCAUGCUAACGUCAGCUAACCGACCAACUGACAACUGACAACUAUCCCGGACCUCAACGGCUCGUCAACAUACUGUCAGGCUGACCACCGCAGCCCACGAACGGCUUCGUGUGGCCGCUGUAGACGGUCUUCAGUGUCCCCGGCAGCCAUUCCGCUGUAGCACUGUGGAGAAAGUCAGAAGUCCGGUCUGUUGUUGACAUCCAUGACGGGAUCGGAUGUGUGUUGUGUCAGUAGCUCCUCUAGCUAGCGUCACUUUUUUUUUUUUUUUUCGCGGAAGUUUCCCCCCCUCGGUGGUAUGCAUUCAAACCCUUAGCGCACUCCGACUGGGCAUUAGGCCGGACUUCAGUGUUUUAGUACUCGGGUUGCGAUGAAGCUGCAGUGUGAUGUCGAGGUGGUGAACCGGAUGCUUCCCACGUUUGGGAUGAAAAGUCGGGGCAAAGGGACGAGAGCGAUGGUCUCCAUCGGGAAGCAUUUGGACAAGACGAGUCAACGCAGCAACGUUUACAUGAUGAUCUGCACAUCCAAAGACAGAGCGGGCUCCAAGUACAAGUUAAAAGACAACAUAGAGAAAUUCUUCACCUGGUUUGUAGAAGAAGGCAAGGCCACCGUGAGAUUAAAGGAACCAGCUGUUGACAUCUGUUUGAGCAAGGCGGAUGCCAAUAGCUUAAAGAACUUCCUCUCGGCCGCUCGCUUGGCAGACAGAGGUAGUGACACAAGCAGCCUUCCUCUCUCCACACUCACUCCUGUUCGCGCCAGAGACGUAGAGCAACCCAAGAAGAAGCUCACCAUCGUUUCCAAGAAGGACUACCCCCUCACCUCCAGCUUCCCCUACUCUCUGGAGCAGCUGCAGGUCUCCUACUGCAAACUGUCAAGGGUGGACAUGCGGAUGCUGUCCCUUAAAGCUCUCCGCAAGCUAGACCUCAGCAACAACCACAUCAAGAAACUCCCUGCCACCAUUGGCGACCUCAGCUGCCUCUCUGAACUCGUCCUCCACAACAACCACCUGGAAGCCUUCAGCGUGGCCCUCUGCCUGUCCACCCUGCAGCGUACCCUCCAGGUCCUGGACCUCAGCCAGAAUCGACUGCAGUCCCUCCCCGCUCAGUUCUGCCAGCUCAGAGAACUAGUGAACCUCAAACUGGACGACAAUGAGCUUGUUUGUUUGCCGUUCCACAUCGGCCGGCUCUCGAAGUUGAGGUUCCUGUCAGCGGCACAUAACCAGCUGGCUGCGUUGCCCAGUGACUUCCGCAAGCUGAGUCUGGAGAACCUGGACCUGUUUGGAAAUCCGUUUGUCCAACCUAACUCUCUGGACCACACAAUGAAACUUACAUUCCCCCUUCCACUUCAAGAGUUGGCUUCCAGAGCUGUGGCCAACCUCAGGAUACCAUACGGACCUCACCUCAUUCCUGCCCACUUGUGUCGGGACCUCGAAGUAGCCAAGACCUGCGACUGUGGCCGCGUCUGCAUUAAUUUCUACAUCAAGACGGCGGUCAGCAUGAACCUGCACCAAGUCUCUCACACGGUGGUGCUGGUGGACGACAUGGGCGGCACGGAUGCACCGGUGCAGCGGCACUUCUGCUCUCUCUCCUGCUACUCUGAAUUUCUAGACAACUCCCUCCAGAGAGGAAUCAGAUGAGGGAGAAGAAACUGUUGUUUGACAGGAAAUGCACCAAGAGCUGGAAAUUGCUGUAGAUUUUGCAACAGACUGCAAGUUGUGAGAUAUUGUAAGAGGGUAUUUGAUGAGACAAGGACACAAGGACUAGUAAAGCUCAGUGCUCCAGUUUUCUGGUAAUGCCUUUAACUGAAAGGAGAAUACUGACUCUGUUAAGCUUUGUUUUUAAAGUGCUUCAUACUGCCAUGUUUUACACUUACAUCCAACUUAUUAUGCACUUCUCACACAUCAGAAACGGGGUAGGAGACGAGCAUAAAUACCCUUUUUGUACCUGCUCCAUCUGUAACUGAGUGGACUUUAUGUAACUCAAACUGACACAUAAUGACAGUUUCCCUGUGCUGCUGGUGAGUUUCACAUACAGACUGUUCUGCUCUUCCUGCCUCUUGAAGCAAACUGCAGGUUCCCCCACAGACCUACUUCUACUCAGCAAGGGAAUAAAGAAAUUAGAUGAAUUAGAGUUUUCUCCUGAACACAGAGUGCCUCAGGGUCCAUGAGUAAAGGGAGUUGGUUUUUACUGUGCUAAUGACCCACAACUUUUAUAUAUAUAUGUGGAAAAAUUCAAUAAAAUAGAAGUAUUCAUUA